UGAAAUCGCAGGCUGAUCGUCAACUUUAUUAAUUCUAUACUAAAUCAUAGUAAGCAUACCUAUAUGAUCGGUAUAGAAACCGUAGCAUGCUCAUCUAACUAGUCAACCAUAAAGCUAUGUUAACCGACCAAACUAGCCACCUCAAGCGCCAUCUUGUUCGCUGCGGCUUGCUGCGGCUACAAUCCGGCUGCGGCUGCGGCUUCUACAGUAUUUUUCUCUCUAUGGAUUGCAGCUGCAGCAAUCCAAACAGCUGCAACAGUGUCGGCUUGCAGCCAGCCGAACACGCCCAUACUUGUUGUUGCAGUCGGGAUCGUGCCUGCCUGCCUGCUCAUUGGAUCUGAGCGCAAGAACUCCAGAUCGAUCAAGUGAUAGAAGCAGAAGGAAGCAAAGCAGACAACACAGAACACAUCCAUGAUGAGAAUGAAAAGCAAUGGGAAGCCUACCUCCUACUCCUACGCCGCCGAGCUAAAAACAAGUCCAACUCGAAGGGGAGUCCGUUGGUCAGAGGCAGGGCUGGCCGACGCACGGGAACACGUGUGCUAAUGUCACCCACCACGCGGCAGCGGCAGUGACCGCGUCCAGGUCCAGCUGCUCCUGCUUCGCCUUCCCUCCGCAAGCAAGGCGCCAGCCCCCGUUCCGUUUCACACGCCUCCUUCCUUCCUUCCUAGCCCUUCCGUCCUGUCCAGACUCCAGACUCCCUCCACACCAGUAGGGACUAGGGAGGACGCCGCCACUGCGACCUGCCGGCAGACGUCUGCCCCCUGCUUCCGGCAUCCGGACUCCCCUGCGCCGCAGUUACGUUACGCCGGCGAUCUCCUCGGCUCAACCCGGGGCCUUUCUCUCUGCGCCCCGCCAGCUGGUCGUGCGCGGCGUUGCUGUCUUCCCCGAUUCAUUCCUUUGGCGUUCUGUUCUGUUGCUCAUAAUCUGGCCCGUUCUAGUUCUAGAAAAAGUUGGGCCUCGUUGCCUAUAGGCUGGGGUUGGCCGUUCAAUUUCUCACCGUGUCUGACAAGUCGCAAGUCGCAUUCUUUGUGUGCGACUGCUACUGGUAUUUGUGCGCGUUUUUUUGUUGUUGUCAAAAUCUGGUCAUCCAGAAAACUACCAGUGGUCACCUGAAGAAAAUUAGACAGCUCGCACCAGCUCCAACACCGUUUGUUUCUUCGGUUGGUAAUCCACCAACUGAUCAGCCCAGCUGCUAGCAACCCAGCAGGUGAAGGAGAAUGGCGGGAGGUGGCACGGGCAUCAGGAAAUACAUGGGGGCUCUUAAGGACACCACAACAGUCAGCAUAGCAAAAGUAAACAGCGAUUACAAGGAGCUGGACAUUGCUAUUGUGAAGGCCACAAACCAUGUCGAGAAUCCAACAAAGGAGAAAUACGUGAGAGAUAUCUUUUACCAUCUUUCACCCGGAAGGCCUCGGGCAGAUGUCGCCUACUGCAUCCGCGCCCUUGGUAGACGUCUUUCAAAGACACGCAAUUGGGCGGUUGCUAUGAAGACAUUAAUUGUCAUACACCGUGCUCUUCGGGAAGUUGAUCCUGCUUUCCGUGAAGAGCUUAUUAGUUAUGGAAGAUCUAGCUCCCAUAUGCUCUAUCUGUCAUACUUUAAGGACGAUUCUAGCGCAGAAGCUUGGGAUUACUCUGCUUGGGUGCGCAAUUAUGCUUUAUAUUUGGAGGAGAAACUUGAAUCAUUCCGUGUACUGAACUAUGAUGUUGAAAAGGAUCCGUUGCAAAUUCGGGAUCUUGAUACAAAUGGAUUGCUCGAUCAGUUGCCAGCUUUACAGCAGCUUCUUUUCCGACUACUUGGUUGCCAGCCACAAGGGGCGUCAUCUUAUAACGUCAUAAUUCAGCAUGCACUUUCAAUGGUUGCUCUAGAGAGUGUUAGGAUCCAAACAGCCAUCAAUGACGGGAUACUCAAUCUUGUUGACAAGUUCUUUGAGAUGCAGAGAGAUGACGCAAUAAGGGCACUGGGCAUGUAUAGAAGAGCAAUCGAGCAGGCAGAACAACUUUCAGAAUUUUAUGAAGUGUGUAAAAGUAUACAUAUUGGGCGGGGUGAGAGAUUCCUAAAAAUCGAACAGCCGCCUGCAUCCUUCUUGGCGACUAUGGAGGAAUAUGUGAGCAAUGCUCCCCUUGCUUCAACAGUUCAAAGAAAUCAGGCUGUACUGGCCAUAGAGGACAGCAAAAAAUCAGAAGUUGAAGAAUCACAACCAACGCUGCCUCCUCCCCACUCUCCAGCUCAAGAAUCUGGGCCUGAGCCAGUUCAACAAGUCCCACCUGCAGCUGAUCCAACAGAUUUACUGGGAAUCAAUGAACCAACCCCUGCCACAUCUGAAAUAGAUCAAAAGAAUGCGGGGGCCUUGGCCAUGGUUCCACAGGAUAAUGCGCCAAAAGCACCUGCUUCUACUACCAGUUCUGGAAGUGUGGAGACUAGCUGGGAGCUGGCCUUGGUCACUGCACCCAGUUCAAAUGGGACUGCUGUCACUCCAAGCAAAUUGGCCGGUGGGCUGGACUUGCUUACACUCGACAGCUUGUACAACGAGGCGCACCGAAGAGCGCAGCAGAACGCAAGCUACAACCCUUGGGAGACCAAUCCAGCGUCAGGCCCAGUGAUGCAGCAGCAAAUGUACGACCCGUUCUACGCCUCCAAUCACCCCGUGGCCGCAGCCCGCAACGUCCAGAUGGCUGCCAUGGAGCAGCAGCAGCAACAACAACAUGCCUUCGUGCUCCAGCAGCAGCAGCAGCAGCAGAUGAUUGUGAUGAUGAUGGCACAGCAGCAGCAGCAGCAAGCUUCUUCCAAUCCGUUGUAUACGGCCGCCGCCGCCCACACGUAUGGUGCAGGGGUGCAGCUCCACGCGGGCAACGCGUACUCUGGAGCUGGGAUGAUGUAAGCGUUGCACAGAACCUGCUGUCUGGUUCUGACCGGCAUCUUCCGUUCUUUCUUGUUUUUUCUCAUUAUUUUCUUGCAUUUUUUUUUACAUUGUAAGAACUGUGUUAGGGCUAGAACUAGAAAUCUGAUAUAGCAUCAAUAUGAGCACAUUCUUGAUGUUCAUGACCAAUAAUGGUCGAUGCGAUGAUGGCUUUGAACUGAAGCACUAAAAUAGUAUCGAUCCUUGCAAAUUUA
Messenger RNA from Zea mays, 3112 nucleotides. RefSeq names its product putative clathrin assembly protein At5g35200. The record is from RefSeq and is a predicted model, not a curated record. Gene Ontology annotation, molecular function: SNARE binding; 1-phosphatidylinositol binding; clathrin heavy chain binding. Gene Ontology annotation, biological process: clathrin coat assembly; clathrin-dependent endocytosis; vesicle budding from membrane. The transcript is spliced from 17 exons. Bases 1218 to 2879 code for a protein of 553 amino acids. Gene Ontology annotation, cellular component: clathrin-coated vesicle; clathrin-coated pit. Lineage: Eukaryota; Viridiplantae; Streptophyta; Magnoliopsida; Poales; Poaceae.